Molecule: messenger RNA, 946 nt
Organism: Zingiber officinale
Lineage: Eukaryota; Viridiplantae; Streptophyta; Magnoliopsida; Zingiberales; Zingiberaceae
Exons: 3
Coding region: 380-754 (124 amino acids)
Source: RefSeq, a predicted model, not a curated record
GUGAGGUUGGUGGUUAGUAAAGGCGAGAGGGUUCACGUGAAUUCAUUGAUGGAUUGCUCGCAUGCUCGAGUAGAGUUAAGAAGAAGGUGCCGGGUGGCUUCUGUUGCUAAAACUGCCUCCAUGCCAGCUCUUGGCAAGAGACACUGGUUCAGCAGUGGCAUUGGAUUCUUAUAACUGUCAGGAGCCGCCUCGCGAUCUACCCUCCAAUUUAUUGGACCUGCAGUUAAUCAAAUCCAUUCCGCUGUAUCGCCUCCGCGAUGUGAUUGCAAGAUUAUGAUCUCGAAGAACCAAAUCAAGCUUCGGCUACACAAGCUUCAUCUUUGAUUCCCUUCUCCCUGAUCCUGAUCAGACCACGAGCAAAAAUCCGAUUUUUCCGGUCAUGGCGGCGGCAAACCGCUACUUCCAGCGGCCGCUGGAUUCGCUCCGCUGCAAGCUGAAGAAGCCGCUGUUCAAGGACGACGCCAGGGCCAAGAAGCGCCGCCGGGAGGGGUGGUGGAAGUCCGCCCUGCUCUUCUGGAAGCAGAGCCACGAGGCCGCCGGCGGCGGCACGUCCGACGAGCAGUGGCGCUCCCACACACAGCUGCCGCCCGUGUACGCCACCGAGAUCGGAGGCCGCGGCGCGAGGCGGCCGAAGGCGGCGUUGCUGCUGGCGGCGGCGGAGGUCGGGGCCGAGGCGGCAGCGGGGAUGGCCUAUCAGAGACUUAGUGACCCCGGCGGAGGCCACCGGGCGGCGCCCAUCUACAUCGUUACCUGAACCAGGGAUCCUUCCGUCUCUCCCUUCUCUCGAAUAAUCGGAUCGAAAACGCUUUUUUUGCCGGUGGAAUUGUUCCAUUCAAUGUGUUCGUUAGAUUUCACGUGUCCAAGAUUCGAAUUUUUUAAGUAAAACGAGAAGGAAAAGCCGAAAAGGUGAAGGCGUGAACUGGGAAAAAGGCCUGCUUUAGAUGAA